AUGGCCGCCUUUGCCCGCCUGCUGGAGCGUCUCGGGUGGGCCCCUAGAGCUCAGGAGGCUGAGGAGCAGGAGGUGGAGACGGAGCGCAGGGUCCCCGGCGCUCCCGGGAGCCUCCUGGCUGCGCCCCGAUGCUCGCAGAGGCCACACGGGGGUGCAGCGGCCGCACCGGGACUGCGCUUCGGGGCGAGCGCGCUGCAGGGCUGGCGCCCGCGCAUGGAGGACGCCCACUGCGCUUGGCUGGCCUUGCCCGGGCUGCCGUCGGGCUGGGCUUUUUUCGCCGUCCUGGAUGGCCACGGCGGAGCCCGCGCCGCGCGCUUCGGGGCGCGCUACCUCCCAGGUCACGUGCUUGGGGAGCUGGGUCCUGCGCCCCGGGAGCCGGACGGAGUGCGCCAGGCCCUGCGCAGUGCCUUCCUCCGCGCAGACGCGCAGCUGCGCACACUCUGGCCCCGCGGCGACCCGGGCGGCUCGACGGCGGUGGCGCUGCUGGUGUCCCCGUGUUUCCUCUACCUGGCGCACUGCGGGGACUCGCGCGCGCUGCUGAGCCGCUCUGGCUCCGUGGCCUUCUGCACCGAGGACCACCGUCCCCACCGGCCUCGGGAACGCGAGCGCAUCCACGACGCCGGUGGCACCGUCCGUCGCCGGCGCGUUGAGGGCUCCCUGGCCGUGUCGCGAGCCCUAGGCGACUUUGCCUACAAGCAGGCACCGGGGAGGCCUCCCGAGCUGCAGCUCGUGUCGGCUGAGCCCGAGGUAGCUGCGCUGGUACGCCAGGCCGAGGACGAGUUCGUGCUCCUGGCCUCUGAUGGAGUGUGGGACGCGCUGUCUGGUGCGGAGCUGGCGGGGCUGGUGGCGUCGCGUCUGCGUCUGGGCCUGGCCCCGGAGCAGCUCUGUGCGCAGCUGCUGGACACCUGUCUAUGCAAGGGAAGUCUGGAUAACAUGACCUGCAUGGUAGUCUGCUUUCCGGGGGCCCCCAGGCCUUGUGAGGAGGCCAUCAGCAGGGAGACGGCUUUGGAUGCAGCCCUGAGCCACAGAGUGGCUGAGCUGUAUGUCUCUGCUCAGGAAGCGCCAUGCCUGAACACGGUUUUCAGGACCCUGGCCUCAGAGGACAUCCCAGGCUUGCCUCCUGGAGGAGGGCUCCACAGCAAGGCUGCUGUCAUUGCCGAAGCGUACUCUAAACUGCGUCAGAUCCCAGGGGAAUGUCAAGAGAAGAGAUGAGGUGGAAGCCGCUGGCACCCAUUCAACCUUGACUUGAACUCAGAGGCCUGACAGCGGCCGUCCUCCGGGGACCAUCACAGAUCCGGGGACAUCAGUGCUUUCCUACCACGAGACACAAAGGAGGGAAGGCCAGCCAUGGAGGAACCUGGGAUCUCCAUUUCCCUUCUCCUACUUCCCCCUCACAAGAGUCUCAUGAGGGGGGAAUUCCACCCUCUCCCAACAGCAACCACAAAAACCCCCAUCAAACCUGCUGCUUUUUCUUCCCCUCAAUAUUUAAAGCCAAAUAGAGCAAGUGGUCAGCAUGUAACAGCCUUUUAUAUAUAUUUUUUAACCUUUGCUACAAGGAGGUGGUGAGAGAUGUGAUUAUGGAAUUUUAUUUAAUAAAGUAAU
Messenger RNA from Psammomys obesus (fat sand rat), 1602 nucleotides. RefSeq names its product protein phosphatase, Mg2+/Mn2+ dependent 1N (putative) (gene Ppm1n). The transcript has 5 exons. Gene Ontology annotation, molecular function: manganese ion binding; magnesium ion binding; protein serine/threonine phosphatase activity. Bases 1 to 1212 code for a protein of 403 amino acids. NCBI's taxonomy places the organism in Eukaryota, Metazoa, Chordata, Mammalia, Rodentia, Muridae. The record is from RefSeq and is a predicted model, not a curated record. Gene Ontology annotation, biological process: protein dephosphorylation.